GGCGUAGGGCUGAGGGGAGGGGUUGUCUCAAAAGUCUUUUCUUCCCCUGCAGGGUGGCUGGAGAGUCCACGCGCGAGCGGAGGGUGCCGGGGACACGGGAAGAAGAAACAAAGUUCCCGGGGCUCCGUCCAGGGCCGCUGUCUUUUUAGCCGCCCCCCUCCUCGCGAAGGCAAUGGCUUCCAAACUCCUGCGCGCGGUCAUCCUUGGGCCGCCCGGCUCGGGCAAGGGCACGGUGUGCCAGAGGAUCGCCCAGAACUUCGGCCUCCAGCAUCUCUCCAGCGGCCACUUCUUGCGGGAGAACAUCAAGGCGAACACGGAAGUUGGUGCUAUGGCAAAGCAGUACAUAGGGAAAGGUCUUUUGGUUCCAGAUCAUGUGAUCACACGCCUAAUGAUGUCGGAGCUGGAGAAUAGGCGCAGCCAGCACUGGCUACUAGAUGGUUUUCCUAGGACUUUAGUACAGGCUGAGGCCAUGGACAGAAUCUGUGAGCUGGAUCUAGUGAUCACUUUGAACAUUCCAUUUGAAACGCUCAAGGAUCGUCUCAGCCGACGUUGGAUUCACCCUCCUAGUGGAAGGGUAUAUAACCUGGACUUCAAUCCACCUCACGUACAUGGAAUUGACGACAUCACUGGUGAACCGUUAGUCCAGCAGGAAGAUGAUAAACCUGAAGCAGUCGCUGCCAGGCUAAGACAGUACAAGGAUGUGGCAAAGCCAGUCAUUGAGUUAUACAAGAGCCGAGGAGUGCUCCACCAGUUUUCUGGGACGGAGACUAACAAAAUCUGGCCCUAUGUUUACACACUUUUCUCGAACAAGAUCACACCUAUUGAGUCCAAAGAAGCAUACUGAGCCUGCCCAAUGGAAGAACCAGGAAAAUGUGGUCAUUCAUUCAGUUGUGUGUAAAGUAUUGGUGCCAUGUCCAAAUUAGAAGCUAGCUGAUACAGCUUGCAGUGUUUUUUCUAGUUUAAGUGGUGAACAGAUGUGAAAACUAAUGAGUAGAACGAAUUAAUGAAGAGGCUGUCCUCUGCCUUUCAAAAGGAGAGACACCUGUACAUGUUUAAGAUGUCUCUGCACAGGUCUCAAAGCCUUCAUGAGAAAGCAAGUACAGGUU
This is a messenger RNA of Trichechus manatus latirostris (Florida manatee), 1106 nucleotides long. It is a transcript of the gene AK4, whose product is annotated as adenylate kinase 4. The transcript has 5 exons. NCBI's taxonomy places the organism in Eukaryota, Metazoa, Chordata, Mammalia, Sirenia, Trichechidae. Gene Ontology annotation, biological process: nucleobase-containing compound metabolic process. The coding region runs from base 173 to 844 and encodes 223 amino acids. The record is from RefSeq and is a predicted model, not a curated record. Gene Ontology annotation, cellular component: mitochondrion; cytoplasm. Gene Ontology annotation, molecular function: ATP binding; nucleoside diphosphate kinase activity; AMP kinase activity.